AUGCCCAUCCAGAUCUUCUGCUCUGUGUCAUUCUCCUCUGGAGAGGAGGCCCCAAAGCCUGUGGGAGAUGUCUGGGGUCCUCACCAGCAGCAGCAUCAGGACAACUCUGAAUCAGAAGAUGAGGAAGAAGAGAAGGAGAAGGAAGUGUCAAGGAAGGACGCCAAAGAGGGGGACUUGCCUGUGGACUUGGUGGCCUUUGCCAAUAGCUGCACCCUACAUGGCGCCAGCCAUGUCUUUGUGGAAGGGGGUCCAGGGCCAAAGCAGGCUCUGUGGGCAGUGGCCUUUAUCCUAGCACUGGGUGCCUUCCUGUGCCAGGUAGGGGACCGUGUUGCCUAUUACCUCAGCUACCCGCAUGUGACUCUGCUAGAUGAAGUGGCCACCACGGAGCUGGCCUUCCCAGCAGUCACCCUCUGCAACACCAACGCUGUGCGGCUGUCCCAACUCAGCUACCCUGACUUGCUCUACCUGGCCCCUAUGCUGGGACUGGAUGAGAGUGAUGAUCCUGGGGUGCCCCUUGCUCCUCCUGGGCCAGAGGCUUUUUCUGGGGAACCCUUUAAUCUGCAUCGUUUCUACAAUCGCUCCUGCCACCGGCUGGAGGACAUGCUGCUCUAUUGCUCCUACUGCGGGGGGCCCUGUGGCCCUCACAACUUCUCAGUGGUCUUCACACGGUAUGGAAAGUGCUACACAUUCAACUCAGGCAGAGAUGGACGGCCUCGGCUGAAGACUAUGAAGGGCGGGACUGGCAAUGGGCUAGAGAUCAUGCUGGACAUCCAGCAGGAUGAGUACCUGCCUGUAUGGGGGGAGACUGAUGAGACGUCCUUUGAAGCAGGCAUCAAAGUACAGAUCCACAGUCAGGAUGAACCUCCUUUCAUCGACCAGCUGGGCUUUGGCGUGGCACCAGGCUUCCAAACCUUUGUGUCCUGCCAGGAGCAGCGGCUCAUCUACCUGCCCCCGCCCUGGGGCACCUGCAAAGCUGUUACCAUGGACUCGGAUUUCUUCGACUCCUACAGCAUCACCGCCUGCCGCAUUGACUGUGAGACCCGUUACUUGGUGGAGAACUGCAACUGCCGUAUGGUGCACAUGCCAGGAGAUGCCCCAUACUGCACUCCAGAGCAGUACAAGGAAUGUGCGGAUCCUGCCCUGGACUUCCUGGUGGAGAAGGACCAGGAGUACUGUGUGUGUGAAAUGCCCUGCAACCUGACCCGCUAUGGCAAGGAGCUGUCCAUGGUCAAGAUCCCCAGCAAAGCCUCAGCCAAGUACCUAGCCAAGAAGUUCAACAAGUCUGAGCAGUACAUAGGGGAGAACAUCCUGGUGCUGGACAUUUUCUUCGAAGUCCUCAAUUAUGAGACCAUUGAACAGAAGAAGGCCUAUGAGAUUGCAGGGCUCUUGGGUGAGCUUAUGAUGGCACCUGUCCCUUUCCAUCAUGGGCAUGGUGUGGCUCCCUACCACCCAAAUCAGG
This is a messenger RNA of Castor canadensis (American beaver), 1459 nucleotides long. The record is from RefSeq and is a predicted model, not a curated record. NCBI's taxonomy places the organism in Eukaryota, Metazoa, Chordata, Mammalia, Rodentia, Castoridae.